This is a messenger RNA of Jatropha curcas, 2418 nucleotides long. RefSeq names its product rab GTPase-activating protein 22. Lineage: Eukaryota; Viridiplantae; Streptophyta; Magnoliopsida; Malpighiales; Euphorbiaceae. The record is from RefSeq and is a predicted model, not a curated record. Gene Ontology annotation, molecular function: GTPase activator activity. Gene Ontology annotation, biological process: activation of GTPase activity.
AGAGGGGGAGAGAGAUAUAGAGACGGUGAAUAGGAUCGGGCGGGGCAUGGCAUUACCCGCCCCACCAGUUUAUUAGAAUCGGGUAAGGCGGGUGACCAUCCACACAAACUGAACAUGAGCCGCACAACUUGUAUGAUGACUGACCGGCGAUUUCAGUCUCAUCUCCGCUCUGCAUACUCAAACACGUUGAGAAAAAUAAACGAAUCGCUACUUUUCCCUGACGAGAGGGUAAGUAAGAAACAUUAAGAAGAAUCAAAACACGAUUCCUAUUUCUUUUGCGUUGGAACCUUCCUACACCCCGUCCUCACGUCAAGCCUUUUCCUCUACAAUAAAAGAAAGAAGCAAAUUCAGUUCAACCAAUUUAUCCAAUCUGCCUAUCGACUCAAUGUUCAACAUCGGCAAUGGAAUCCCUCGCUACGGCAGUGACGGCGGAAGCGGCGGUUCUGGUGGAGGAUUUUUGUGGGCGGUUGUGGCCGUGCCGCAGUCCAGAACAGCAGUUGCUGUCACGGCCUUGGCUGGAAUUGCGGUUUGCGCUGCCUUAUUCUACACAACUAGUAGGGGCCAUCUUAAAUCACCAUGGUCUCACAGGAGAAGGAAACAAGCCCUUUCUCUUCAGCAAUGGAGAAAUAUGUUUACAUUGGAUGGGAGACUUUAUGAUGGUGGAUUUCAGUUUCUGAUAAAAGUUCGGAGUGGAGGUGUAGAUCCAAGUAUUAGAGCAGAGGUUUGGCCAUUCCUCCUUGGCGUCUACAACUUGAACAGCUCCAAAAAAGAAAGAGAGAGAGUAAAAAGGGAGAAAAGGAAGGAAUAUGAGGAACUCCGCAAACAAUGCAGGCAGAUCCUCAAACUGAGUGUUGAGAAGGAGGGCGGCAAAACAAUCAGUAAUGAGGACAGCAAAACAGUCAGUAAUGAUGGCAAAAGUACUGUUCAAGACACAGAUAAUUCUAGUUAUGAAGAUGUUGCUAGUGCCAGGGAAUCCAUUUCCAGUGAAGACAGGAGUCCAGAUGUUGAGUACUCUGAUGAUACCUCUAGUACGCUGUUGGAAGGUGAUCAUACUUCAAAAGAACAAAUGACAAGCACUGAUGCCUCUAUAGUAAACUCAGAGUCGUCUGAUUCAGACACCUCUGGAGAUUCUGAAGUGAUCCUUUGUGCUUCCUCUGCAGAAGUCAUGAAAAAGAAUGAAGAUGAUGUGCUUUCCAAACAGAAUACUUCUGCCUCAAAGAAUGAGCUCAACUCGGACAGACAUGCCACUGAAAAUUUUGCCACAUGGCAGCGGAUCAUUCGUGUUGAUGCUGUCCGUGCUAAUGCAGAAUGGAUACCUCAUUCUCCAUCUCAAGCUUCAGUAUCAGAGGAUGAAGCGCAUCAUUUUGCCAAUGUUGUUGGGUUAAAGGACUAUGAACACCUGGAACCCUGCAGGAUUUUCCAUGCAGCCCGAUUAGUUGCUAUUCUUGAAGCCUAUGCACUCUACGACCCUGAAAUUGGGUAUUGCCAGGGCAUGAGUGAUCUACUUUCUCCAAUCAUUGCUAUCAUUUCUGAGGAUCAUGAAGCUUUCUGGUGUUUUGUGGGUUUCAUGAAGAAGGCUCGCCACAAUUUUAGGCUGGACGAGGUGGGAAUCUGGAGGCAGUUGAACAUUGUUUCCAAGAUUAUCAAAUGCAAAGACUCUCGCCUCUUCAAGCACUUGGAAAUGCUCCAGGCUGAGGAUUGCUUUUUUGUUUAUAGGAUGGUGGUGGUGCUGUUUAGGAGAGAAUUGACAUUUGAACAAACCAUUUGUCUCUGGGAGGUGAUGUGGGCAGAUCAGGCAGCCAUAAGGGCUGGCAUUGGUAAGUCAGAAUGGAGCAGGAUAAGGAAACGAGUGCCACCAACAGAUGAUUUGCUGCUUUAUGCCAUUGCAGCUUCAGUAUUGCAGAAGAGGAAAUUGAUUAUAGAGAAAUAUAACAGCAUGGAAGAGAUUUUAAGGGAGUGCAAUAGCAUGGCUGGGCAACUUGACAUUUGGAAAUUGUUAGAUGAUGCGCACGACUUGGUUGUGAACCUGCAUGACAAGAUAGAGCCGCCUUUCUGACGGCAGUUUUUUUGUGAUGCCUUCCUAUUAUUUGCUUACUUCGUUUUGUUCUGGAACAAGCUCUCAGUUAUGCUGCUUACUGUCAAAUGACAUGGUGUUGAGAGGAUUAUUUACACAUAUCUGCAUUUAGUUCUACCACUUAUUUGAACACAGCAAUCUUUAAAUUCAGUACCAUAGGGUAUUAAACAGGUAGGACCUGUAUCAUUGACCAAUAUUAAGGUGGAUGAGGAAUUUUAAGAUUUUGACGAACUGAUUUUUGAUUCUUUUUCGUCAAACAAAGGUGAUUAGUAAUGAAUUCUGUGUAAUUUGCCAAUAGUGGAAGCUCUUCAAUGAAACUGAAUAAGAUUUGCUUAAUUUUAGUG